Tilletiaria anomala UBC 951 is the source of this 1941-nucleotide messenger RNA. RefSeq names its product BUD22-domain-containing protein. NCBI's taxonomy places the organism in Eukaryota, Fungi, Basidiomycota, Exobasidiomycetes, Georgefischeriales, Tilletiariaceae. Bases 1 to 1941 code for a protein of 646 amino acids. Gene Ontology annotation, biological process: maturation of SSU-rRNA. Gene Ontology annotation, cellular component: nucleus; 90S preribosome. The record is from RefSeq and is a predicted model, not a curated record. The transcript is spliced from 3 exons.
AUGCCCGGCGCUCAUGACCCAGUGCCUGCGCGCAAACGGCGGCGAGUCAGCAACUCGGCCGUCGAGCAGCAUGCGCAACCUGCACAGAGGAGAAAGUUACUUGAUACGCCUCCCAAUGCCGCCUCCGACGUCCCUCCACUAGAAAGGGGAAAGCACCCAGCCAAGCGUCGAGCGAGGCCAGCAGGAUCGCAUUUUAAAUCGAAGCAUAGCCAUGAUCUGGAAAACGAAGAUACAGACAGCGAGUCGAGCGUGUCCUCAAUCGCUUCGGAGGUAGGUCAACAUGAUACCAUAGGUACGACUCCCAAUAUCGAAACAAAGCUACUCGCACAUCUUCUGUGUAAGACCGAGCGACGCGUACAUGCUGCAGUGAAGAAGGCGCGAAACUUCGAAGCGUUGAGGAUCAUCAAAAGGCUCAAGAAUUCCGGCUCGCUCAAGGACUCUGGGUCGGGAAAGAAGACCCCUCUACAGUCUUCGGGGGAGCUCGAGGAGGAGCUGCAACACACCAAGACAGCAGAUAUCGAUGCCAUGACUGCAAGAGUCAUCUGUGCCAAGAUGAUCAAGAUGAAAAUGCUACCGCGAUCUGCCGAGGUCAAAAGACAUCAAUUUAACGACCAAGCGGUCUCGUCUGCCGACGGCAUGGUCGCAUGGCCAAACGCAAUCCUCGAGGCAUACCCGGUGCUCACUUCCUUGUCUGCCGUGCCAAGCCUUGCUAUGGAGCACUCUCGUACUUGUGGACUCUCUCCUGCAGCCGAUAUCUCAAUGCGCUCACCGUUGGAAAGACGCGCGAUGGAUCGUCUAGCAAGCUCGACGAUCGUAUCAGAAAGAUGUUGCGAUCUACUGAACAAGGUCUCAAACAAUAUUCAAAAGCAGCGCGGCUGCUCAACAAUCGCAAUUGUCAACGAUGUUGCACAAGAUGGCGUAAAUGCAAAAGCCGCAAGCACUCCCGCACAGAGUGAGCCUGUCCAAAAGGGCCUUGAUUACCUGCUGUCCCGCGAAUGGAGCGGCAGCGAGUGUGCGGAUGGCGACAGUCUUCUAGAAGGUGGAGAGGAAGGAGAUGAUGAAAGCAAAAGCGAAGAGGGCGGACUGAUCGCGGGUGAUAGGGAGGAGGCUGGGGAUGGAAAUGCGUUCGAUCCUUCCGUGCUUGAUGACACGCGGUGGGAUGCCCUUGUUGCCAGCGGGUCCGAAUCCGGCUCUGGUGAUGAGGUUGGCGAAGUCCAUGCCGAGAGGAAGAAAGCGCAUGGGGCACGGACUGAUAAUGGCGACGAUGAAACUUCUAAUGCAUCAGACGGCUCGAGCAGCGAAGAGGACGAAGGUGGAGCGAAGAGCUCGGCUUUCUUGCCUUCCUUAGCGGCGGGUUACGUUGGUAAACCCAUGCGUCUGGGCGUUCGCAACUCUGAUUCCGAAUGGAGCGAUGCCGAAGAAGAGCUAAUGAACGCUGGAAGCGACAUUGAGGUGGACGCAUCGGGCAAGAAGAGGAAAGUAUCAAAAGAGCGGAAGAAUCGCAUGGGCCAGCGGGCUCGUAAAGCUCUGUGGGAGAAGAAGUACGGACGGGGUGCUCACCACAUCCAGCUGCAGCACAAGGAGCAGCGCAUCGACGAGAAGCUUAAGGAGCGCAGGGAAAAAUGGGCUUCUGGCGGCAACACAACGGAGAAUGGUGUUCAGCAGCGCGCUUGGGGCAAGCAAAAGGCAGGAAGCAAGUCUCGAACUGAACGCCGCCCUUUCCACCAGAGGGAUGCCGGAAGCGACGGCGCGAUGGCGAAGCGCGGCCCAUAUCCUGGUACACAGAAAACAUCGGCGCAACCGGUUGUUUCCAAACCUAUCGAUGGCAAUUCAAAGGCGAAACAGCAGGAUAUGCAUCCUAGUUGGGUGGCAAAGCAAAAGCAGAAGGAGAUGUUGGCAUUGGCUUCUAGGCCGCAGGGCAAGAAGAUUACAUUUGACUAG